This is a messenger RNA of Trachymyrmex septentrionalis, 6435 nucleotides long. RefSeq lists its product as uncharacterized. Gene Ontology annotation, molecular function: chromatin binding. Lineage: Eukaryota; Metazoa; Arthropoda; Insecta; Hymenoptera; Formicidae. The transcript has 12 exons. The record is from RefSeq and is a predicted model, not a curated record. The coding region runs from base 728 to 6214 and encodes 1828 amino acids.
GUGUCACUACGUGACAGUGGAUUUUGAGUGGGAGAAGUGGGGGAGCGGCGCGAGGAAGAAAAUGGCCGACGAGGCUACGGUAAAAGGGCAGGGACGUCGUGCGAGGUGCGCGCUGCGCGACGCAAGAUCGUCAGUUUCGCGAUAGACCGCGCGAAAAAGGGCCGUGAUACUACCGCCGGGGAAGGCCUACCGCCAUUGUUCGCGGUCGCGCGUCUCGUCGAGAAAUCUCGCGAUCGUAUAUCAGGACUCGCGGUGCCCGUUCCUCGCUGGUGCCGUCGUCGCUCAGCGCGCCCACCAAUCGCUCACGGGCGCCGCGAUUCGCCGUUUAAAAAAAAAGCGUUCGCGGGCCGAGUUUAGCCGACGGAAGGGCUCGCCAGAGAGGUAAACACGACACCCCCGUUUACACUGGCGCCUCCGCCUGAUCUCCGCCGUUCUUCCCGUCCCGUCCCGUUUUCAGUUCUCCCGCGUUCUCUCCUCGUUGCUAAAGCGUGUGCGUGUGUUGUUCGCGAUCGCGUCGCCGCGCCGACCGCGCGCGAUCGCCGUCUGUGAAGAUUCUCUCCGCGUGCGACGAUUGAGAUCGAUCAGCAGGUUGAUAAAGUCAGCUUGCGAACUGUAUCGCGAUUAAUAAAAUCUACAAUGGCAGUUAGGUAGUUGUAAUUAAUAUUGGACAUUCGCGAACUUCGAGCAUAUUUAUAUUUAUUUUGAAGAUGUAAAAAAUACAAUCAUAAUGAAGCCACAGAAGAAGGGUGUUGUUGCCAAAAAGGCAACUAAAAUGCCAACAGUCGCCAAGAAACGUCGCACAUUUACAGAAAAGACCAUGCUGGAUGUAAAAAAGGAGAAGAAAUCAAAGAAAAAUGAUAAGCUGGAAGAUCCAAAGAGAAAAACGGAUAAUGAUAAGAAGAAAUUAGAAAAGGCCGAGGAGAGGAAAAAAUUGGAUGACAAAAAGAAACUUAUAGAGGAGAAAAAGAAGGAACGAUUUGAUAAAUUAGAUGAAAAGAAAAAACAAGUGAAUAAGGAUAAUGAAAAGAAAUCUGAUAAAAUUGACGAGAGGAAGGCAGAAAAAAGAGAUGAUAAAGUUAACGAAGAGAUGAGCCAAGAAAAUACGGAUAAGAAAAAAUUACAAAGAUGUGAAGAGAAAGCAAAAUUGGAAAAACAAUCUGCGGAUAAUAAAAAGAAAAUUGAGAAAACUGAGGACAAGAAGAAGAAUGUUAAAUUGGACGAUAAUAUAAAUACCGAGGAUAAUGUCAAAUCUUUAAAUACAUUGGAAGAUAAGGAAGCACUUGAAAAUAAAAUUGAUACUCUCCCUGCCCCGGCUAAGAAAAGGAGUAAAGAUGAGAAGAAGAAAGAUGUCAAGUUAAUUAAAUCUGAUAUUAAAUCAAUAUCGAAGAAUUCCAUCGUGAAGGAUAAAAAGUCUGAACGUAAAAAAAUUUCUGAGAAGGAUUUGGCAAGCAAUAAGAUUUCUAAGACGAAGAAAGAUUCCAAAACAAAACAAAAUCAGAAAAAAGGUAUUACGAGAAAAACAGUUUUGACAAAGAAGCCUCAUUUAUCGGUAGUUAAGAGACUGGUGGACAAGAAGAUCAAGUUAGUCAAGCCAGUGAAAGAUGAAAAAAUGAGCGAAGAUGAAGAUGCAGUCAAGAAAGUGAAGAAGAAGAGUAGUAACUUGGCUAAGAGUAAGACUUUGCAAGAGAAAAAACCAAAGCUGGCGAAACACAUGAAAGCCAAAUUGCCUCAGAAGCAUUCGAAGAUCAGUGCUGUUCUAAAAAGGGAAGACAAGUUGAAAACUAUAACGGAGAAGAUUAUGACCAAGAAGAAAAUUGAAUUGAAAGAGUUUGACCAAGUUUCAACCGAACAUAAAAAGAUCGCGAACAAAAACGAGACUUGUCAAGGACCAGAAGUGAGCAGCAUUAAAAGCGAAAUUGAAGAAGACAAGGAUUCCGAUAAGUGCAAAGAGGAGAAUCUUCAACCAAAAUUACAGGAUAAUAAGAAAGCUAUCAAAAGUGGUAACAAAAUUAGCAGCAAAGCCCCAAAGAAGACUGGGAAAACAAUAAGGGUACAAACGGAGAGCAAUAAUCAAACGUCAGUUUUAUCUGAAGAUACAUCUACCGAAGAAUCCAAUAAACAAUCCAAAAUUUCGGAAGAUAACGCGAAGUCUAUCACGAAUUCCAAGCAGGAACAAAUCGGCGCUCAGAAUACGGUUGAAUUAAAUUUAAAGGUUGAGGCAAUGAAUGGUGAGAAUGUCAGUGGCGUUACAUCUCAAUCUGAUUCUGAGGAUGAUUCUGACGAAGAGUAUUCUGACAAGAAGAAUAAGCAAAAGGAUAGCAAGAAUAAAGAGAGGGCUAACUCACCAUCGGAUGAACGUGCGCGACGAAUGCGACUUUUUGGCUUUUGGAGUGGACCAAAACGACACAGGGUCGCAUCAUUGAAUGCCUUGGCUAAAGUUCACUGCCUCUAUGAAAAUGAGACCGGCGGAGUUUAUCUUGGUGGUUUUUGCAAACCGAAACCCGAAAAGGAGAAGGAGAAAGAGAAAGAGAAACCGAAGAAAAUGAAAGAGGAAAAAGAAGAGCAGCCACGUAAAGAAAAAGAGAAGAAAGUUGAAUGCAAAACGGAGGAGAACGUCUUGAAAAGAAAACUAAGAAAUGUGCCCGGACUGCGUGGCAAACAUUGGGAUAUGCCGGGGAGUUCGUCAUCUUCAUCCUCAUCCGAUGAAGACUGCGAGAAGGAAAAGAAUGCUGAACCAAGCAAGAAGAAAAUGAUCAAAAGGAGGAAGAGAAACGAGGAAGUAAUGGACUUGAAGGAUAUGGUUGUUUGCAAGAGGAUGGCCAGUCUUAAUGCCACUGCCAUUUUGGCUGCUUCCUACUCCGAUGAGAAAAAUCGUUGUGGUAGCAGCACCAGUGAUUCCUCCUCCAGUGAAUCGGAAGUAGAGAUAAUUAAAAGACGUAGACAGCAUGACUCAGACGAUAAGAAGAAGUCAAGACAAGGCUCCGAUCCGGACGAGGUUAUUAAGCCAUCUAAGAAAGUUGUCAUCGUUAACCAGGACACUGAUGUCACUAUCACUGGUGUCUACGUCAAUCAAACUCGAUCUACUCAUCACGAAGGGUAUUGCAGUAUUGCUGGUAUGCAGUACAGAAUCAGUUCUACCAGUCAUACUCAAACUGCAGCUACCGCGGUGGCUACUGAACUUCACGAUCAGCAAAAAAUGGAACAACCUUGCAAGUCCUACACCCCACUCGGUGCAUUAUCUUCUAUGCAGCCACCAGGUAGCCAGGGUAAUCAUCCUAACAUGUCACCUCGCAGGCAUUCAGCAUUCUCGACCCCUCAACACGGGUAUUAUCAGCCGGCUGGUCCACUGAUACAGCACCCACCACCACCACCACCAACCUUACCACCCAUUAAGGGCCCACCUCCAGAACCGACACCCACGCCUCCUCAAAACUCAGAGGGUUCGGACGACCUGGUCGCCACUUCCACAACUUCGGGAGGCACAAGCAGUACGGGUGGAGGCUUUUAUAGGACAUAUUGUCCGCAGUACUACGGCACGCCGCAGUAUCCGGAUCUGUGUUAUCCGCCGACGUAUCCUCAUCCUCACCCUCAUCCGCCGCAUUUCUACAAAUACCCGCCCACUUACAGAAGGCAAUACUAUGGCUAUCAAGAGUCCGGUGGGGGUGGUGGACCGCCGCCAGGCAGCGGUGCUGCUGGAGGUGGCCCUGGAGUCGUUGAUUACCAGCCACCUCCGCCACCGCCAGGCGAAUAUCCGCUACCCUAUUACGGGGGAUAUCCUCCGCCCCCCCAUCCGCCGCCGCCACCUCCGAAUCCAGCAUAUCUGCAUUCUCAGGGAAGACCUUUCGUAGACCCCUUUCAGGGUUGUCCAUGCCCGAUGCAAUCGUGUCCAAAAAACGUGGAUACUGGGGCCCUUAUUGGUAAUGGUAAGGGAGCGCCAGUGGUAUCGGGGCCCGGUCUGUCAUUGCCACCCAGUGCUAUGGUAGGUCCGCCCUCGCCGGCGAGGGGGCUAGCCGGGCUAGCUCCCCCUCCCGGUGCCAAUGCCUGGGAUACGGAUCGCGUCCAAAUCAACACUCAUCGCAACCUAAAUCAGAACCAACCCCCCUCGGUCCCGCCGUCACACAAUCUAGUCGGUGGGCAUAGUCGCCUUCAAAACCAAGACUGUAGGAGUAAGGACGAGCAAAAUUGUACAGAGGAUACAUUGAGGAAAUGCGGUUGUCAGAACGCGUGUACGUCCACUUGCGAGGUCAAGAUGGAAACGCUAUCGCCCACUGAGAAACUGUCCGUGACAGCGAGCUGUCCCAGCAGCAAGUAUCACAAUUUCAAGUUGGAGAACAACAAUGUCAAAUGCGAAUCCUGCAGUAUGGAGAUUGACGGGUUGCCGUGCGUCGCCAAUUGCAACGUCGUCAAGUGCGAGUCGGAUUACAAGUGCGAUAUCAUGAAGUGCGAGCAGUGCAUGAAGGAGGGACAGAUAGCGAUAUUGGAGAUGGACAAGGAUUCUGGUAUCGUGCUGGACGACAAGCUCGACGGCGAUCCUGACGUGAAGGAGGAACUGGACGUAGUGGUGAUCGACAGCGAUGAGAACUGGAAAAAGCCUGAUUACGAGCCGACCGUACAAGAGACCGUUGACGAUAAGGAGGAGGAGGAGGAGGAAGAGGAUGAGGGCGAAAUGGAGGAAGAAGUCAUGCAGGGAUCGAUUGUGACCAAGGUCGAAGCUGAAACUGAGGAACAGCCCAAGUGCCAAAAGGUGACGAAGAGGAAGCUUUCGCUGGAUAGCUUAUCGGAUAGUAGAAAGAAGAGGAAACUUAGUAAAAGGGCUUUAUCGGUGGGCUCGUCCCAAGAUGCGAAUAACGAGGAAUUGACCAAUGUCAUUGCGAUCGAGCCACUACCGAAUAAAGCCGAUAGCGUAAGAACGGAAACGACUACCUCGAAGAAGAAGCAAACGAAGAAGGACGUAGGACCCCGAGGCCAAAAGCGCAAAGCGGAGACGCCGAGUGCGAAUGAGAGCGCGACUAAAAAGGUAAAGAGCGGCAAGCAGAGCAUCGUGAAUUGCUUAAAACGAACCGCCAGUGAUAUUUCAAUAAUGGAGACUAUCAAUGAUGUGAUACAGCAGAGUCUACAGAUGACGCAGAGGAAAGAUCGCAAAAGCAAAAACUGUGAACGCGUCGAAAAGAAGAAGAAGAACGUCAAAGAGGAAUCAUUGCCGACGACGAAGAAGCCCGCGAAGAAAAUCGAUCAGGUGAAGGAGCACACUAUUGAAAAAGUGUCAAAGGCUGUUUCGAAGAAUGGUCAAGCCAAAAGUAAAACGGACGCGAAGCCUCCGAAACUGAAGGCUUCUCAAGAUGCUAAGGUCAAGGUUUGUAAAAGCAAAAUUGGCAAAAUCAUGGAGACGAAGGCGCAGGAUAUAAAGUCUAGGUCGCAGGAUUCAAAAGCGCGGGACAGUUCGAAGAAGCGUGAUAUCUUGUCCAAGACCAAAGCGAGUGAUGUGAGUGAAGAUCCGAAAAAGUCAGCUGUAAUUAAGAAGAAGCGGAAGACAGCAGUAAAGAAGGUGGCAAACGCCAAGAAGUCGGGCUGUAAAGUGGAGAAUUCCUCGCUUGGAAAUGAGAGUCUGACGUUAACGAGAAAAACGUUCCUGAAACCGAAGUGGAACAAUGGAUGGAGCUGGGAGGGAGAGCCCUUUGAAGCCAAAGUUUAUCUAACGAAUGAAGAAACAGCUAUACGGCGAUGUUACGCGAGUAUGAAUCACGAGAGCGGUGACGUAUUGCGGCCUCGGGACUGCGUAUUGCUGAGAAGUGGUACGCGAAAGGGUGAUUUGCCGUAUGUUGCGAAGAUUGCGGCGCUGUGGGAGAAUCCGGACGACGGCGAAAUGAUGUUCUCGUUGCUGUGGUACUACAGACCUGAGCACACAGAACAGGGACGGACGCCACACGAUAGCGAAGACGAGGUAUUUGCUUCGCGUCAUCGGGACGCAAACAGUGUCGCUUGCAUAGAAGACAAAUGUUAUAUCCUAACGUUUAACGAAUACUGUCGGUAUCGUAAAAACUUACGGAGAAUCGAAGAGGGCUUAGAAAAUCCUGGCUUGAUAGUUCCGCCAGGGGACCAAGUGUAUCCAAGAGAGAAUCGACAGCCUCCUAUACCAGUACCAUCAGACAUGGUGCUUUUCUGCCGACGUGUUUACGACUAUCGCGGGAAGAAACUCGUGAAGAACCCUGGAUGACUCGAAUUCUUGUAAGAUGCAAACCGAGGAAGCUUGGGUCACACAUUGAAACUGGCCGCAGGUCUCCUUUCAAGCAUAAUUACGCUGUUGAUCGAUUUAUCUUGAUUUCGAGGGGUGACGAGAUCCAAUUGUUUUUGUAACGAAUUAUCAAUACCAUGAAUACACAUAUCCACACACACACACACACACACACACACACACACACACACACACACACACAC